Messenger RNA from Prosopis cineraria, 631 nucleotides. RefSeq names its product TMV resistance protein N-like. Gene Ontology annotation, biological process: signal transduction. Bases 98 to 562 code for a protein of 154 amino acids. Lineage: Eukaryota; Viridiplantae; Streptophyta; Magnoliopsida; Fabales; Fabaceae. The transcript is spliced from 3 exons. The record is from RefSeq and is a predicted model, not a curated record.
CCUCAUAUUUGGUUUCAAUGUCAAAGGUUCGCACACGAGACAUGGGUUUCUUAGCCAUCUGAAAAAGGAAUUGCACCAAAAUCAUAUUGAAGUGUAUAUGGAUAAAAGGCUGGAGAGAAGAGAAGAAAUAUCAUUAGCACUUAUGGAAGCAAUAGAAGGAUUAAUGAUUUCAUUGGUCAUAUUCUCAAAAGACUAUGCUUCUUUAAUGUGGUGCUUGGAAGAGCUUGUCAAGAUCAUCAAAUGCAAGGAGACCAAUCAACUCAUUAUAAUAAUAGUUUUCUAUAAUAUCGAUCCAUCAGAUGUCAGACAUCAAAGAGGCUCUUAUGUAGAUGCGUUUGCCAAACAUGAGGAGAAGUUCAAGCAUAACAUAGACAAGCUGCAAAUUUGGAGAUCUACUUUGACUAAAACUGCUAACUUAUCUAGACUUGUGGAGAUAAAUGGAGGAAGAGCAUAUCAUCAAUUCAAGUCUAUUUCUCGUAUCUCAUUGCAGGGAAAUGAGUUCAUCCUACGGUAUGCCUCACUUCUACUCAUUUGGUUAAAAGACAUUUAUUUGUCUAAUUAAUACUGCUGUAUGGGUUGAAUGACAUUUAUUUGUCUACUCAAGACCUUAUUUAUGUCAUUGAAUAUAUAA